Molecule: messenger RNA, 1286 nt
Organism: Manduca sexta (tobacco hornworm)
Lineage: Eukaryota; Metazoa; Arthropoda; Insecta; Lepidoptera; Sphingidae
Product: stress-induced-phosphoprotein 1
Exons: 5
Coding region: 231-950 (239 amino acids)
Molecular function (GO): Hsp90 protein binding
Source: RefSeq, a predicted model, not a curated record
AUUGAUGAUGACAGUUUCGAAUUGACAAGCACUGAUAAACACAAGAUUUCCUCCAAAAAUUACCACAAUUUUUACAUAAAUAGGUACUGGAGGUAUUGCUUUGCAUUACGCGUUUACGAGUGUAUUUUACUUUUUAAGCUAAAACCAUUAGGUAUGUUAUGUAUGGUCAAUAUUUGUGAUUGAAAAUAUUUGUACAUUUAUCAUAAAAUUACUUUAUUAUUUGUAAUAAAAUGGAUGAAACAAAGAAAGCGCAACCAACGGUAGAAGAACUAAAAAAUAAGGGGAAUGAAUGUGUUAAGGAUGAGAAAUUUAUCGAAGCCGUAUUGCAUUAUACGCAGGCUAUUAAAAUGGAUCCCAAUAAUUACGUUUUAUACAGCAAUAGAUCAUUUGCCUUCUUGAAGUUGGAUCAACAUUAUCUGUCACUGCAAGAUGCAAAUGAAACUGUUAGACUACAACCUAAUUGGGCUAAGGGUUAUUUCCGAAGAGCAGAAGUGGAAGCAGCCAGUGAAUUAUAUGAUGAAGCCAUUAUAUCUUACACAAGGGCUUUGCAACUCGAACCUCAUAAUGUAAAAUUAAUGGAAUCCAUAAAAAACAUUACCAAUAUGCAGGAAAAGAAAUUAAAAGAUAGUCAAAAUACAAUAUGGAUUUGUACAUGUGUGGGUCUCAUCACUGGGAUUGCUGUGGUCAUAUUAGAUUAUAGUUUUACUGCCAACCCUACUUUAACUCAUCCAUUCAGUAUGAUUGCAUUCUCAAUGGCACUAUCUGGUAUUGGAUUUGCUGUUGGUAAAACGGCAGCUAUGAUGAACACAUGGAGUGCAGGGAAAUCUCUUCAACCACCAGAAGACUUAGGAAAUGACAAUUCGAAUGAAAAAGACAACACAAUGCCUGAAAAGAAAACUAAAUAUAGCAAAGCACAAGCCCGACAAAGAUAUAAGCAAGGGAAACUAUAGUUUUAAGAAUGUUCAUUUUCUCUAGUAGAUUAUAAGCUUGCAUAUUCCACAUUUGGGUGGCGGUUCUCUUUCAUCAAAGAGAUGUGUUGUGUUCAGGGCUUAGGUAAUUCAGAGUUUGUUACUGAAAAAGACAAUUUUAUAAAUGUGAUUAAUAAGCAAGGCCAAAAAGUUUCCAUCAUACCUGAAAGUUUAUUAAUAUUUGAUAAUGUUUAUAAUAUUAUGUUGUUUUAUAUCCAGAUGAAUCGAAUUUGUUGUGUGGGAAUAGUUAAAAAAUUGUAAAAGUUAAAUUAUCCUUAUAUUCCUCCAGUUAAAAAAAUAUAUCAAGUUCUAAACAAA